AUGGAGAAUCAAAAAGUUAAGCUAAUGUGUAGCUAUGGCGGAAAAAUUCAGCUUCGCCCACACGACCAUCAGCUCUCCUACGUCGGCGGCGACACCAAAAUCCUCACCGUUGAUCGGAACGUCAAGUUUGCCGACAUGGUUGCAAAGCUGAAUUCUCUGUGUAAUAUCAACGCGGAGAUUUGUAUAAAGUACCAGUUGCCUGGUGAAGAUCUCGAUGCACUUGUUUCCCUUGUUGAUGACGAUGAUGUGGAGCAGAUGAUGAUUGAAUACGAUCGCAUGCAGAAAGUUACCACAAAAACGGCUAGGUUAAGGCUCUUCCUUUUCUACCCAAUCCGGUUACCGGUAUCCCCUUCGACUCCGGAUUUUCUAUUCGGGUUCGAUAAGGAAUACAAUCCGAACUCUAACCCGAACCCAAGUUUAACGCCAACAGCGGAUCUUCUGCAAUUGCAAAUCCCAGGAAUAUUGGCGGCUCCAGAAAAUUCGGUUAUGGAUACACCAAAAAAUCAGGAAAGUGGAGGCGGCACAGUGAGAGUUCCGAAAAUUUCUGCAUCAGAGAUAGUACGUGACAGCAGUAGCUUGCUGGUGAAGAAUGUUCAAACACAACAAGGCUUACGUGAAAGUCACGUGACAGGUGGGGCCUAUGGUAAUGCGGUGCAGAUGGUGUUCGGGGUACCAAUGAUGAUGACUGGUGGGUAUCAUACAACUGGGUUUGGACAGUUUGGUGUGCAAGGGUUAGUGGGUGGGGGCGGUCAAUAUAUGGACCAACCUGUCUACAAUUUCGCGCCAGCUACAGCAAUGACAUCGGUCAUGGUCCCACCUGAUCAGAAGAUGAUGGUGUCUACAGCUGAUACCCUGAGCCGUGAAAUCAAAAGUUGA
Molecule: messenger RNA, 876 nt
Organism: Nicotiana tabacum (common tobacco)
Lineage: Eukaryota; Viridiplantae; Streptophyta; Magnoliopsida; Solanales; Solanaceae
Source: RefSeq, a predicted model, not a curated record